UUUGUCCAAAAUCUUAAUACAAUUUUAUUUCUAUUUUAUCAUCUUCUUUUCUAUUAGAGAUUGCUCCCUCGAAGCGAGCUUUCUCAGUGCAUUUUCAUCGAGCAUCUUCGGGUGUGCUAUACACGCAACAGUCACACCCCGGCAUGGAACCCGAGGACUCGCCGUCUCGCCCACUGAUCGACGAGAUCCACUCCAACGGCGACAUCGAAGAUGCGAGCCGCAGCAAGAGGCCAAUUAUAAGUAGCGGCGAGCAGCUCGACGUGGAAGCCUACGCAAGCCUCUACCAGGGGCGCACCAAGAUCGUGCGCCUCCUUUUUAUCGCGGACCACUGCGAGGGCAACCCGGGGAUGCGGCUGGAGGCUCUCCGAAUGGCCUACGAAGAGAUCAAGAAGGGCGAGAAUACCCAACUCUUUAGAGAAGUGAUGCAGAAGAUUGACAGCAAGAUGGGACCCGACUAUGUGAUGGACUCCGCUUGGUCGGAGAUGGUUGACCGCAGGGCCGAACAGAAGAAGGAGAAACUCGAGAACGAGCUCAAUGCGUAUAGGACAAAUUUGAUCAAAGAAAGCAUAAGAAUGGGAUACAAUGAUUUUGGAGAUUUUUAUUAUGCUCACGGUGCACUUGGGGAUGCUUUUAAAAGUUAUGUACGAACUCGUGAUUAUUGUACUACAUCAAAACAUAUCAUCCAUAUGUGUAUGAGUGCAAUUCUGGUCAGCAUUGAGAUGGGUCAAUUCACUCACGUGACAAGCUAUGUGAGUAAAGCAGAACAAUCGUCAGAGGCCCUUGACCCAAUCACAGCCUCAAAACUACAUUGUGCUGCAGGAUUGGCUCAUUUAGAGGCUAAAAAAUACAAGCUCGCUGCUCGUAAGUUCUUGGAAGCAGGUCCUGAAUUGGCAAGUCACUACAACGAAGUCAUUGCACCACAAGAUGUUGCAACAUAUGGCGGACUUAGUGCACUUGCAAGUUUUGACAGAACGGAGUUGAAGCACAAAGUUAUAGACAAUGACAACUUCCGGAAUUUCUUAGAGUUAGUACCUGAAGUAAGGGAGCUUAUCAAUGAUUUCUACUCGAGCCAUUAUGCAUCGUGCCUGGAUUACCUUGGAAAUCUCAAAGCAAAUCUGUUGCUUGACAUCCAUUUGCAUGACCAUGUUGAGUCAUUGUAUGAUCAAAUCCGUAACAAAGCCCUCAUCCAGUACACACACCCAUUUGUCUCAGUUGAUUUGCGAAUGAUGGCUAAUGCCUUCAAAACAAGCAUUGCAGGGCUAGAGAAAGAACUUGAAACAUUGAUUACAGAGAACCAAAUACAGGCUCGAAUUGACUCACACAAUAAAAUUUUGUAUGCACGUCAUGCAGAUCAAAGAAAUGCAACUUUCCAGCGAGUUUUACAGACAGGCAGUGAAUUUGAUCGGGAUGUUCGGUCAAUGCUGCUGAGAGCAAAUCUUAUUAAGCAUGAAUACAAUCUUAGGGCAUCAAGGAAACUUUGAAUAUCAAUUUCAGCGGGGACAGUGGGUAUGACCAAGCCUUUUCUCCUUUUGGUAUUGAUAUGCAAUUGUGCUUGGUCCUUUAGAAUGGCAAAGUGGGUGUUCAGCAUUCAAGGAUACAAAAUUUUAUGCAACAAUUACCAAAUAUAAAUGAUUAGUGUUCUGUAUAUGGCCGGAUUUAUCUCAUUGGUUGCUGUCAAUUCUUCAUUUUCGCGUGGUUUC
Messenger RNA from Juglans microcarpa x Juglans regia, 1700 nucleotides. Its product is annotated as COP9 signalosome complex subunit 1-like. The record is from RefSeq and is a predicted model, not a curated record. The coding region runs from base 144 to 1481 and encodes 445 amino acids. Gene Ontology annotation, cellular component: COP9 signalosome. NCBI's taxonomy places the organism in Eukaryota, Viridiplantae, Streptophyta, Magnoliopsida, Fagales, Juglandaceae. The transcript is spliced from 6 exons.